This is a messenger RNA of Penicillium atrosanguineum, 1617 nucleotides long. RefSeq names its product transferase family protein. Gene Ontology annotation, molecular function: acyltransferase activity, transferring groups other than amino-acyl groups. The record is from RefSeq and is a predicted model, not a curated record. Lineage: Eukaryota; Fungi; Ascomycota; Eurotiomycetes; Eurotiales; Aspergillaceae. The transcript has a single exon. The coding region runs from base 1 to 1617 and encodes 538 amino acids.
AUGGGCUCCAUUGAGAUACUUCAGUCUGAACGGCUAUUCCCGAGCACAAAGCCGCCUCGGCGGGCAGUGGCACUCUCUCUUCUUGAUGCGACUGCGGCAGAAUUUGCGCCGACUUGUGCAAUCUGGCUUUGUCAACGACCAAACAACGUUCAUUUCGAUUUAGCCCAUCAUUUUUGCCGCUCCCUUCAACUCGUUCUAGACGCUUAUCCUCAGUGGACGGGUCAAGUCAAAAGCAUCUCGACGCUUGACCCAUCUCAAUUGGAAAGCGAGGAACUCGAAUUUGCCCCACAUGCGCGUCGAUUUGGACGAGUUUAUGCUCAUUAUGGGACAUCUCAGGAUGCCGGAGUCGAGUUCGUGACGGCAAGGAGCAGUGCUACUCUCGAGACACUCAGCCCCUCUUCUCGAACUACAGACCAGCCGAUCCUGAAUUGCAAUAACUGUUCUUUUGCUGGACUUGUUUCAUCCACUCUUCUGGCUCGCCCAAUUCAACAAAGCGCCCCCGAACAGGAUGGUGCUGUGCCACCCGUGCUGGCAAUCCAAUUGACCGAGCUAGCGUGUGGCAACUUUGCGUUAUCGGCCAAGCUUUCGCAUGUACUAGGUGAUAUCCAGUCGCUUGUUUUGUUUGCAAAAGAUUGGUCGGCAAUUAGUCGCUGGAUUCUCGCGGGCUUAGAUCUACCCCAGCCUGUGCUUAACCCCGUGUUUCAACCAGAACUACUGGACUCAAAAGCCGCAGGAGACAUCAGCGGGAACCAACCAGACCCACAAAUUCUUGACCGAGUUGGAGCCCUGCCUCUACAUCGCUACGACUGGUGGGCUGUACAGCCACGAUGCCCUUGGCCUCAAGAGAUCCCGGCCGCGUUCCGGGACGAGGAGCCAGCGCCUGCGGGAACAGCUAUGCCCUGGUCUGAUUGGGAUGUCAACUCCCCCGUAUCACAUUACUUGGUGCAUUAUACGUGCGACCAAGUUGAGGUAGUUUAUCAAAAGGCAACCGAGGGCGGGCCAACAAACGCCCGAAUAAGUCGACACGAUGCUGUUCUGGCUCACAUCUGGUCAUGCAUUGCUCGCGCACGAAACCAGCAGAGUGACGCUGGCCCUCUACACUGCGACCUUGUCUGUGGAACGCGCCCUGCACUCCAGUUGGGAAAUAAUUUCAUCGGCUCAACAAGUCUCAUGUUGAAUGUCGAAAUGUCUGGCAUCCAGCUAGCUUCUCCAAGCCAGGAUAACCAACUGCGAAAUAUUGCUCAACAGAUCCGCGAGACCAUCAACAAGAUGAGUAACCCGACCGCGCUCGGUGUACAUCUUCACAGCAUCGCGUUCGAAAAGACUCCGCAGCGAAUUUGGCAGGCAUUCCUGGGACAACGACACCUAAUGGUGACAACCUGGGCACGAGCGGGCCUCUACGAUAUAGAUUUCGGGCUCAGUGCCAAGCCAAUCAUUCGGUAUGCCGAUGCAGUGAUUCCCGACUUGGAUGGCGUGCUGGUCAUUAAGGAGGCACCCCCGUUGAAUAUAAGCACAACGGGAGAAAGUGAUUGGACCGAAAACGGGGUGGAUAUCUCAAUUCGCAUUCGAACUGAGGACAUGGCGCGAUUGACACGGGAUCCAAUGCUUCUACCAUGA